GGAUGGCGUGCGCAGGCGCAGGACCGGUUUCGGGAGCGUGAGGGACCCUGCGGACCGGAAGUUGAGGCGUUCGCGGCGGCGAACGAGGGCCCGAGAUCCCAGCAUGAACUUGUGUCCAUCCCAGAGAUCACCACAGGAGUCAUGAGGUGCCCUGUGUGUCACCAGCUUGACCCGGGCCGCAGGGCAUUUACUCUGCCAGCACCUGCGUGAUCCUAUCGCACCCCUGAGGAGGAAAUUAGCUUUUUGAAGACAAAGUGCUUCCUUAUUGCAGGCACUGGCCUCUCACUGCAGGAGGUGGGGAAUAUCUGGUCUAGGUGAUCAGAACUGAGGCCAGUUUUGUGACAACACUGGGAUUCGCCACGGCAUGCCGCCUCCCAGAACAAGGGAGGGCAGGGGUCCCCGAGACCGGCCCCCGGCUCCCAGUCAGGAAGAGGACCCGGAGAAAUGGGACUGGAAUUGUCCAGAGACACGUCGCCUCUUCGAGGACGCCUUCUUCGGUGAUGAGGAUUAUAUCCGGCAGGGUUCUGAGGAGUGCCAGAAGUUCUGGACCUUCUUUGAACGCUUGCAGAGAUUCCAGAAUCUCAAGACCACCAGGAAGGAGGAGAAAGACUCUAGGCAUCCCAAGCGCAGCAUCCCGGCACUGGCUGACCUACCUCGCGCUUAUGACCCACGCUACCGCAUCAACCUCUCCGUCCUCGGCCCCGACACUCGGCGCUCUCGGGGGCUAGGCAGGCGCCUGGCCCCGGAGAGAGUGUCUGAGUUCCGCCAAGCCCUGUUGCACUACCUGGACUUUGGCCAGAAGCAGGCGUUUGGGCGGCUGGCCAAACUGCAGCGUGAGCGCAUGGCACUGCCCAUCGCCCAGUAUGGGGAUCGCAUCCUGCAGACGCUGAAGGAGCAUCAGGUGGUGGUGGUGGCAGGUGACACGGGCUGCGGCAAGUCCACUCAGGUGCCCCAGUACCUGCUGGCCGCUGGCUUCAGCCACGUGGCAUGCACCCAGCCCCGGCGAAUCGCCUGCAUCUCACUGGCGAAGCGGGUCGGCUUUGAGAGCCUCAGUCAGUAUGGCUCACAGGUCGGCUACCAGAUCCGUUUUGAGAGCACACGCUCGGCGGCCACCAAGAUUGUGUUCCUGACAGUGGGGCUGCUCCUGAGGCAAAUCCAGCGGGAGCCCCGCCUGCCGCAGUACCAGGUCCUGAUCGUGGAUGAAGUCCACGAGCGGCACCUCCACAACGACUUCCUCCUGGGUAUCCUCCGGCGCCUGCUGCCCCAGCGACCUGACCUCAAGGUCAUCCUCAUGUCAGCCACCAUCAACAUCUCGCUCUUUUCCAGCUACUUCGGCAGUGCCCCCGUGGUACAGGUGCCCGGGAGGCUCUUCCCCAUCACGGUUGUGUACCAGCCGCAGGAGGCCGAGCCGACAACAUCCAAGUCGGAGAAGCUGGACCCGCGGCCCUUCCUCAGGGUGCUGGAGGCCAUUGACAAUAAGUACCCACCCGAGGAGCGGGGUGACCUCUUGGUCUUCCUCAGUGGCAUGGCGGAGAUCAGCGCCGUGCUCGAGGCCGCCCAGACCUACGCCAGCCACACCCAGCGCUGGGCGGUGCUGCCGCUGCACAGUGCCCUCUCUGUGGCCGACCAGGACAAGGUGUUCGACGUGGCCCCACCUGGAGUCCGGAAGUGCAUCCUCUCCACCAACAUCGCUGAAACCUCAGUCACCAUUGAUGGGAUCCGCUUUGUCGUAGAUUCUGGGAAGGUGAAGGAGAUGAGCUAUGACCCGCAGGCCAAACUGCAGCGGCUGCAGGAGUUCUGGAUCAGUCAGGCCAGUGCUGAGCAGCGUAAGGGCCGGGCGGGCCGCACGGGCCCUGGUGUCUGCUUCCGCCUCUAUGCCGAAUCGGACUACGAUGCCUUCGCCCCCUACCCUGUCCCGGAGAUUCGGAGGGUCGCCCUGGAUGCACUGGUGCUGCAGAUGAAGGGCAUGAGUGUGGGGGACCCCCGAACCUUUCCCUUCAUCGAGCCACCCCCACCAACCAGCUUGGAAACGGCCAUCCGCUACCUCCGGGACCAGGGGGCCCUGGACAGCUCAGAGGCCCUCACCCCCAUUGGGUCCCUGCUGGCCCAGCUGCCUGUGGACGUCGUGAUUGGGAAGAUGCUGAUCCUGGGCUCCAUGUUCCACCUGGCGGAGCCUGUGCUCACCAUCGCCGCCGCCCUCAGCGUCCAGUCGCCCUUCACCCGCGGCGCCCAGAGCAACCCCGAGUGUGUGGCGGCGCGGCGACCCCUGGAGAGUGACCAGGGUGACCCCUUCACGCUCUUCAACGUCUUCAACACCUGGGUGCAGGUGAAAUCUGAACGGAGCAGAAACUCUCGCAGGUGGUGCCGCCACCGGGGCAUAGAGGAGCAUCGGCUGUAUGAGAUGGCCAACCUGCGGCGCCAGUUCAAGGAGCUGUUGGAAGACCACGGGCUGCUGGCCAGGGCCCAGGCCUCGAAGCCGGGGGACAGCUACAGUCGGCUACAGCAGCGUCGGGAGCGCCAGGCGCUCUACCAGCUGAAGCGCCAGCAUGAGCAGGGCCAGGGACGCAGGCGCAAGGUGCUGCGGCUCCAGGAGGACCAGGACGGCUGCUCCAGCGAUGAGGACCGGGGCGGCGCAGCCUCGCAGGGGGGCGGCGACAACGUGGACAUCCAGGAUGUGAAGUUUAAGCUCCGGCACAACCUGGAACAGCUGCAGGCGGCCGCCAGCUCAGCCCAGGCCCUGACUCGGGACCAGAUGGCCCUGCUCAAGCUGGUGCUGGGCCGGGGCCUCUACCCACAGCUUGCCAUCCCGGACCCGUUCAACAGCGGCCGCAAGGACUCGGACCAGAUCUUCCACACCGAGACCAAGCAGGGCGCCGUGCUGCACCCCACCUGCAUCUUCGCCAACAGCCCUGAGGUGCUGCACACACAGGAACAGGAGGCCAGGGGCGGCGAUGGGAGCCGAGAUGACAAGGACAAGAUGAGCAGCAGGCACCAGCUCCUCACCUUCGUCUCCCUGCUGGAGACCAACAAACCGUACCUGGUGAACUGUGUCCGCAUCCCCGCUCUGCAGGGAACAGCUGGAGCAGAGUCAGUGAGGGGGAGCAUGGCUGGAGAAGAGGUCAGGGAGGCAGGUGAGACUGGAUCCCCCUCCCCCCCACCACCAGAGGGUUCUGAGCAGAGCCGGGACAGGGUCUGACACGGGGCAGAGGCCAGGAGCCCAGCAAGGAGGCGACUGAGGUCGUAGGGCAGAAGCGGAUGGUGCUGGAGGCUGAGAACGUGCUCAGAUUGCAGAUAUACGUGCGUAUGUGUGUCUGCAGCCAGGAAGGGGGGUUCCUGACAGCAGUAGCUGCCACACCUGUGUGCCCACUGUGGCCACCCUGCGGUUCCAGGCCUGGCCACAAGUCUCACUUUAUAGGGGAGAAGAUGGGGCUGGGUGCAGGGGGCAGUGAGGAGGAGGGCGUGUCCCUUGACUAAGCCACACAGUGGCUGAGCCUGAACUCAGGGUCACAGGCCACACCUGAGGCCUCCCCCCAUCAGGUGGGUGUCCCCGUUACCCCGACCCCCUCGCUUCCAUCCCAGGGAACAUAGAGGGAAGAGAGAAACUCUUCCUAGAGCCCUGGGAGAUGUUGUUGACGCUGAUUUCCACUGGCACCAAGAAAGCGAACUCUGAUCUGCUCCGCUAUGUCUUCGUUCAAACAUGUACUGAGCGGCCACCUGGCACCAGCCGCUAAGUACUCUUCCGGGUGCUGGGAAUGCGGUCGUGAUCAGAAUGGACAAGAUUCCCUGUGUUCGCGGGGCUCAUGUAUAAGUGGGGGAGGCAGAUGGUAAAGAGAAGCACAAAUGUAAGAGACCACACCAGAUGCUGUACCAGUGCCGGAGGAGGGAUGAAGUGGGGUGAGGGCCGGAGUGCUGGUGGUCAGCAGGACCUCGGGACAGAAACACGGCUUUGCUGGCUGAGAUGCUGCUUGAUAUUCAAUCCCCCCCGCCCUGCCCCUGCCCCGUAGUUUCUGAUGAUGGAGACUUUCAAACAUGCACAAGAGUAGAAUAGCACACUGGACUCUCAUGUUCUAUCACCAGCCCCGCAGACCCUCGGCCCGCGGCGAGCCCUGCCCCGUCCACUCACCCCCGCCCCAUCCCACAGGAUUUUCCCCAGAGAAAAGUUGAAAGAAGUGUAGAGGGAACACUCAACAUUCCCACUCCCCAGUCCUGCAGCUAACAUUCGGUCUUUGCUUUAUCACCUCUCCACUCGUCGGUCUAUUUUAACAGGUGGGCUUUCCUUUGAAUUUCUUGAUGCAUUUUAAAGUAAGUUGCUGACAUCAGUACCCUUCACCUGUAAGCACUUCAGCAUGCUUCCUGUUAACUAACAUUCAAUGUUUGUUUAUAUAUUUUGAG
Lagenorhynchus albirostris (white-beaked dolphin) is the source of this 4392-nucleotide messenger RNA. It is a transcript of the gene DHX34, whose product is annotated as DExH-box helicase 34. The record is from RefSeq and is a predicted model, not a curated record. The transcript is spliced from 14 exons. Lineage: Eukaryota; Metazoa; Chordata; Mammalia; Artiodactyla; Delphinidae. Gene Ontology annotation, biological process: nuclear-transcribed mRNA catabolic process, nonsense-mediated decay. The coding region runs from base 365 to 3196 and encodes 943 amino acids. Gene Ontology annotation, cellular component: intracellular anatomical structure. Gene Ontology annotation, molecular function: RNA binding; ATP binding.